Seriola dumerili (greater amberjack) is the source of this 1158-nucleotide messenger RNA. RefSeq names its product major histocompatibility complex class I-related gene protein-like. Lineage: Eukaryota; Metazoa; Chordata; Actinopteri; Carangiformes; Carangidae. Gene Ontology annotation, cellular component: external side of plasma membrane. Gene Ontology annotation, biological process: immune response. The transcript has 4 exons. The record is from RefSeq and is a predicted model, not a curated record. Bases 1 to 1158 code for a protein of 385 amino acids.
AUGUUCUGGAGGAAAGAUGGAGAGGAGCUUCAUGAGGACGUGGACCAAGGAGAGAUCCUCCCCAACCCUGAUGGAAGCUUCCAGAUGAGAGUUGACCUGAACAUUUCAUCAGUCACACCUGAAGACUGGAGGAGGUACGACUGUGUGUUUCAGCUCUCUGGAGUGAGGGAGGACGUCGUCACCAGACUGGACAAAGCAGAGAUCAGGACCAACUGGGGAAAUAUUGGGAUUAGAAAGGAUGAAGGUGGUCAACAGAUUCUAAACUCAACCAUUUCAGUCAAACACUCGUUGAAGUUUCACGCCAUGAUUUCUUCUGGAAAUCCAAACAUCCCUGAUUAUAUGGCUGCAGCAAACUUUGAGGAAGUUGAGAUGGCGUACUAUGACAGCAACAUGAAAACACCAGAACCCAGACAUGCCUUGAUGAGAAUAUUAAUACAGAAUAAUCAACAAGACUGGGAAGGGAUGUCUGAGGGUUACAUUAACUAUGAGCAGCUCCUCAGAGUGCAAACAGACAGUUUCAAGCAGCACUCAAACCAAACUGGAGGUGUUCACAUCAUCCAGCAGAUGUUGGGCUGUGAUUGGGAUGAUGAGACUGAAAAGGUUAUAGGUUAUAAUCAAUAUGGUUAUAAUGGGGAAGACUUCCUCACAUUUGACCUGGAGACAGAGACGUGGAUCGCGGCAAACCCCCAGGCUGACACCACUAAACAGGAGUGGGAUGGAAAUACAGCUAAUAAUCAGUAUUGGAAGAACAUCGUCAUCAACGUUUAUCCUUUCUGGCUGAAGAAGUAUUUGAUCUAUGCAAGUGGUUUUCUGGAUAGACCAGAGCUUCCCUCAGUGUCUCUCCUCCAGAAGACUCCCUCCUCUCCAGUCAGCUGCCACGCUACAGGUUUCUUCCCUCACAGAGCUGUGAUGUUCUGGAGGAAAGAUGGAGAGGAGCUUCAUGAGGACGUGGACCAAGGAGAGACCCUCCCCAACCAUGAUGGAAGCUUCCAGAUGAGAGUUGACCUGGACAUUUCAUCAGUCACACCUGAAGACUGGAGGAGGUACGACUGUGUGUUUCAGCUCUUUGGAGUGAAGGAGGACAUCGUCACCAAACUGGACAAAGCAGUGAUCAGGACCAAUGAAGGUAAGAGUGAGAUCAGAGGUGAUGGAGAUUGA